GGUAUCAGAGAAGUUAAAACUCCAGUCUUUCCGAACGUAGAAAGAUCAUCAUAUGUAUACUUUCAACUUGAUAGUUUUAUAUCUCUCUAUCCUUUUAUCCAUUGUAAUCAUUAGUCAAAGUGAAAAUGAGAAAGAAAAAGAUCUUACGGAAGAAAAAUUAACAGAAGCUCGAAGGCGAUGUUGUUCUCCAGAUAAUCCGAAUACAUUCUGCACUCAAGAUAAGUGCUAUUUCUUACUGAGUAGAAAGAAAUCAUGGUCAGCUGCAAGAACCGCUUGCCGAAGAUUUUAUGAAGAUCUUCCCGAUCUAGUAGACAGUGUAAGCUUUAGCAGUGAAAAAGAGUUGAAAACAUUAUUAAAAAAAUCAUCAAUAAACUUCACAAAGUCGAAAGUAUGGACUAAUGGAAUCUGUUGUGGAUAUCUCAAUCUUGAGCAUAGAUGGAUAAAUGGUGAUCGGUUUGAGUUGAAAACAGACAAUAAACUUAGUGCCACAAAUAAGUUUUGCAGUUACUUGGCAUUAAAUAUUAAAGAUAAAUUAUUUAUACAUAAAAGUGAAACAAAUAAAUUCCAAGUUUUGUGCGAACUCAGAAUUACUAAGGAAAACGAAAAUACGUCAAUUGAAACUACGAGCGAAGUAUCUAAAACACCGGAUGUUACAUCGUCAAGUAUAACAAAAAAUACAAAAUCAAUAACUUCUUAUCAUCCAACGUCACCAACAAUAACAGAAGAAGUAAAAACGACACCAGAAGAAAUGCUUUACUGUGAAGGAAAAACAUUUCAAGGUAUUGAAUGGCCGAGAACUUGUGCUGGUAAAUAUGCUACCAUAAAUUGUCCGAAAGAAACAGUUGGAAAAGCUUUGUGGUAUUGCAAUAAGUCUGGACAUUGGGAGACAGAAGAACCGAAUUUGGAUGGUUGCAUUAGUUCUUGGAUUGAUCAAAUUAAUCAAGAGAUAAACCAAGGCAAAGAUACAACUCAAAUAGCAGAGAAGUUAUCACAAUUAUCUAAACAGGAUUUAAAAUUAGGCGAUUUGAAUGGCGUGAUGGAAACAAUUAAAAAUUUACUAAAACAUUUCGAUGCAAAUAACAGUAGUUUUGGAUCCGAGUCUUACACUGUUGUUACAUUUAGUAAAGCCAUAUUGAAAACAGGAAGUAACUUAUUAGACAAUAAACAAAAAUCUGGCUGGAAAAGUUUAUCAGGAGAAAAACGAGUCAAAACUGCUAAUGAUUUUAUGCAAAAAAUGGAGAACAUUGGAAGAAUAAUUGCUUGUGGAUCUAUUUCGAAUAAUGAAGAAAGUAUUGUGGAAGAAAAUUUAGCAUUACAGAACUUUUUUCUGAAAGAAAAUUCUCAAAUAUUAUUUCCUCGUUCGCGUGAUCUUAUGAAUACAUCGACUAGCAUUUAUCUACCAAAGAACUUGACACAUUACAAAUUACCUACUUGCACUUCAUUUCGAACUGGAUUUGGCAUUAUUUAUAAGAAUAUCGCGCCUUAUCUAUCAGAAGAUCAAGAAAAAUGGGAAAUUAAUUCGAAAACAAUUGGCUUCAAUUUUGGUGACAGCACUACUUCCAUUAAUCUACCGGAAGGAAUGCGCGUAGAGAUUACUCUAGAGCAUCUAUAUCCUGGAAAUUUUAAUACUACUUGUGUAUUUUGGAAUAUCGAAACGUUAAGAUGGGAUGGUACUAAUUGCUCGAUAAUAAAAUCGAAUAAGACUCAUACCAAAUGCGGUUGCUCUCAUUUAACUAACUUUGCAGUUUUGAUGGACAUUUCUGGAAACAUUGACAAAGACAAUGCAGUCAUGACUUACUUAACAUACAUAUGUUGUUCUUUAUCUAUCGUCUCGUUGAUUAUUACAAUUUGCUGCCUUUUGGGAUUCAGAGCCGUUCACAGUAGAAGAAGCACCAUAACGUGCAACUUGUGUUAUUGUUUAUUAAUUGUAAAUUUGAUAGUAAUAUUUGGUUUAGAAAGAACAGAAGUAAGGGUUAUAUGUAGUAUUAUAGCUGGAUUACUGCAUUAUGUUGCCACUGCUUCCUUUGUAUGGAUGCUGCUAGAAGGGUAUCAUCUAUACCAGAUGGUGAUUGUUGUCUUCCAUAAGAUAGAUACUAUUAAAUUCAGAUGGCUUUAUUUAUGUGGAUAUGGUACUCCAUUGCUGAUUGUAAUCUGUUCGGCUGCUAUCAAUCCAAACAGUUAUGGAAGAGACGAUUUCUGCUGGAUAUCAUAUGAACAAGGGUUCAUGUGGAGUUUCGCUGGGCCUGUAGCUGCUAUUAUAUUGGCAAAUACAGUUGUUUUAAUGAUGGCAUUACGCUCGGCAUCGAACGUGAAAAUGAAGACGUAUCAGACUAAAGUUAAAAAUGUCUUAGGGUGGUUGAAAGGUUCUUUUUCUUUAAUGUCCUUACUCGGAAUUACUUGGGUGUUUGGAUUUGUUUACGCCAGUGAAACAACACUCGACUUCGCUUAUGUAUUUAUCUUUUUUAAUGGUUUACAGGGUGUCUUCUUAAUGAUAUUUCAUGUCAUAUUAAACGAAAAAGUCCGCCAGUGUUUCAGACACAUCGUAGCGAGAAAGAAGGUUUCUCAUCACAUAUUUAUCAAUUCUCUUCGUACAACUACAUCUCAAAAUCCUCUCAAUUCGCAGUCAAUCCAACCGAGCAAAACAUCAUAUUUAUCUUCUCCACGUCGCUCAUCUGUUUCCCCAGUCACCGCAACGUUCACAGCUCACAUAUAAACUUUUAAAAAAUAUCUUUCUAUAUAUAUAUUUUUAUCAUCAUCACAGUCAAUGUAAAGGGGAACAAAUAAUAAGUUUUUU
Centruroides sculpturatus (bark scorpion) is the source of this 2794-nucleotide messenger RNA. Its product is annotated as adhesion G protein-coupled receptor L2-like. The coding region runs from base 53 to 2713 and encodes 886 amino acids. The record is from RefSeq and is a predicted model, not a curated record. Gene Ontology annotation, molecular function: G protein-coupled receptor activity. Gene Ontology annotation, biological process: cell surface receptor signaling pathway; adenylate cyclase-activating G protein-coupled receptor signaling pathway. The transcript has 20 exons. NCBI's taxonomy places the organism in Eukaryota, Metazoa, Arthropoda, Arachnida, Scorpiones, Buthidae. Gene Ontology annotation, cellular component: membrane.